This is a messenger RNA of Paraphaeosphaeria sporulosa, 1195 nucleotides long. Its product is annotated as phosphatidylethanolamine N-methyltransferase. The record is from RefSeq and is a predicted model, not a curated record. Lineage: Eukaryota; Fungi; Ascomycota; Dothideomycetes; Pleosporales; Didymosphaeriaceae. Gene Ontology annotation, biological process: phosphatidylcholine biosynthetic process. The transcript is spliced from 5 exons. Gene Ontology annotation, molecular function: S-adenosylmethionine-dependent methyltransferase activity. Bases 108 to 713 code for a protein of 201 amino acids.
CCCACGUUGCAGCACCAACUUCUCCGCAGAGCUUGCCCUCGCGCUCCAUACACCUUUGAAUCCCUCCUCCACUUGCAAAGCGCGUUGUAUAGCAAAUCACCACCAUCAUGAGCGACUACAUCGACUUCAGCCAGCCCAGCCUGUGGAUUUCGGCAGCGACUAUCCUGUUCAAUCCCACAUUCUGGAACAUCGCAGCACAAUCGGAAUACUACAACAAGACCAUCACCAAGCUCUUCGGCAAUAACCCCCGCUAUGGCUGCUACGCUCUCGCCGUGACCAUCUUCUCCCUUGGCAUCCUGCGCGACUUCCUCUACGACACCGCUCUCUCCCACCAACCAACUCACCCCGCCCUCCUCACACCCCUCAUCCACCUCUCCGCAAUCCCCCUCUUCGCCACGGGAACAACCCUCGUCCUAACCUCCAUGUACGCCCUCGGCGUAACCGGCACCUACCUCGGCGACUAUUUCGGCAUCCUCAUGGACGCCCCCGUGACCUCGUUCCCCUUCAAUGUCUCCGACGCGCCCAUGUACCACGGGUCGACGCUCAGCUUUCUCGCGACCGCGAUCUGGAAAGGCAAGCCUGCGGGCAUCUUCUUGACCUUUGUGGUGGCCGUGUGUUACAGUGUUGCCAGGAGGUGGGAGGACCCGUUCACCGAGAUGAUUUACACGAAGAGGGAUGAGGAGAGGAAGAAGGCGGGGAACAAGGCGUUGUAAAGGGUUCGCAGAGUCAGCCUGUACAUAGGCAAGGAGGACUGGAGCAGCUACGGUGAGGCUAGUUUCUAUUGCCUCACCAUACCAUCGACGAUGCAGAGACAUACGGCGAAAGACAUGCUACACAAGGACACGGUCCACGGUCGAGGCACGCAGGAUGAGGGCUUCGUUGGCGGUUGCGGGCAUUCAACUGCUUCCGCAAGGCAGCUCUCAGGCGACGGGAGAGAUUCACUACUUAGGUAGAUGAGAUGCUCAUUAUAAAUUGGUUUGACGUGAACAUGACAGCCCAAAGCAACAACGCCCAAGCAACACCUUUUUCUAUAUGCAUAUUUCACUGGAUUCGCUCCAGGACACGACAAUGGACUUGUUUGAAGAAAUUUAUUGGAUUAGGCAAUCAUUUGCAUUAACAAGAGGUUUUCGCUCUACGCUCUAAGUUCGCUCAGACAUUUCCACAGCUGGCCAUGACUGGAACAACAACACAGAUG